Zymoseptoria tritici IPO323 is the source of this 507-nucleotide messenger RNA. RefSeq lists its product as uncharacterized. Gene Ontology annotation, cellular component: intracellular membrane-bounded organelle; membrane. The coding region runs from base 94 to 348 and encodes 84 amino acids. NCBI's taxonomy places the organism in Eukaryota, Fungi, Ascomycota, Dothideomycetes, Mycosphaerellales, Mycosphaerellaceae. Gene Ontology annotation, molecular function: heme binding. The record is from RefSeq and is a predicted model, not a curated record. The transcript is spliced from 2 exons.
CUCGUCGCCGCAACAAGAACCCCAAGCUCGAUAGCAGUCCGAUAAUUCGCAUUCUUUCAAGGGACCCAUCCAUAACCCGCCAAAGCCGCCAUAAUGUCCAAGCAAUUCACCGCGAAGGAGGUCGGAGAGCACAACACCGUCGAGAAGGGACUCCACAUCAUCAUUGACGGAGAAGUCUACGAGAUGGCCGGAUUCGUCGAUGAGCACCCAGGUGGCGCAAAGAUCCUCAAAAGAGUCGGUGGCAAGGAUGCCAGCAAGCAGUUCUGGAAGUACCAUAACGAGGGCGUGCUCAAGAAGUACUCCCCCAAGCUCAAGAUCGGCACAUUGAAGGAGGAGGCGAAGCUAUAGAUAUGGACAGGUCGUUGGAGGAAGAAGAGUCGGGAGCAUCGGCACAUCUCUCACGCACCGGCUGCGUGCGAGUCGACCUGCAGUUUCGUCGAAGAAUACACCAGACUUGUAAUUGUUUUCAAGAGUUCGGGUACGCCAUGGUCACCACAUCUGCCAUUU